CUUCCUUUCUCGCUUAGUUUUUCAUAUCACACUCAGAAGAGCACGGCACUAUCCCACAUCAAUCUUUGGCUGUAGCAUGACCGAGUUGUUUUCGUUCGCGUCGGUCCUGAAUCCUUGUGAGGAGACGCGGGACGAAAGUGUCGUCUCGGAUCACCCUGAACUGCCUAUGGAGUCUUCACGGAAUCGACGGCGCAAUCCUGACCCGUUCGGAAAGCCUUCCGAACUGCUUCAGCGGAUUGGUCUCCGAGGAAAAGAAGUGGUGAAAAUCCUCAAAGACCGGGACUGGGAGGUGUGUGACCCCAAGGCUCUUCAGGAACACAAACUCUACUACGUCCCAGGAGGUAAAGCCAAAGGCGACUUGGCACUACAGGGUGAAGAUUUUUUCGUAGGCGAGGGUGAACUCUACGCUUACAUUCUGGAAAAAGGUGGACUGCACUUCUUGCUGCCCGAUGAAGGCUAUUCAACAGAAACCAAUAUUAACGAAGAGUCUGACUUCGAAAUUCUAGAUCAACCACUUCCUCUUGUUGCUCCGGUGCGGCAAAACGCAGUAGACACAAGGACUGAUAAUGUAGAGUCGACGGUGCCGCAAGCAAAAGAAAAAUCUGGAGAGUUGUUACAGGAGCCCUCCGAUGCACCAAAAGCAUCGCUAGAUCACCAACCAAAGCAGAAACGUCGGAAGAAAAUUUCGACUGCUAACGGCAAGACAGCGGCGAAAGCUAAAGCCAAAUGUCAAGUGCGAAAGCCACGCAAGAAAGUUGACACAAAAGUUGCAACAUUUGCAGCUCAGUGCAGUGUGAAAGAGGAGAAAAUCCCUUUCGUCGUUGCUGACGGCUGUGGCCACUUUGUGGAGUUUGGAGCGUACGAAGCAGCUCUGACGGCUCGAGGUUGGCGCGCACAACUGUUUCAAGACAUUGAUCUGCACUUGUUACGAUGUGUUGCAGCCAUCGCUCGUCGCCAAUUAGCACUCGAAAUUACUAGUGGGGAGCAACCCCCUUUUUCUCGUUCAAGUGAAGAUUGUACUCAUGAAGGGGUUCACCACGAGCUCAAGGUGGUCUCAUCCGGCAUCAAGGCGUCGCAGAACGAUCUCUCAUCAAUGGUAGCUGUCAUAAUCGGGCAGGCAGAGAGAUCUCACAGUCCUGAACGUGUCGAGUGUGCAGCUCGUAUCGGAAUUCCAGGGUUUGUAUCAACAGGUUCUGGAAACCUAAUGCUCAUGCGAGACAUAGAGCGUCACCUGCUUCUUAUCGUUGCAGCCGUGCGUCAAUAUCUUCGAGCAAGGAGCACGUCCAGUUACACUGGAGGUGCAGUUUCGACAAGCAAACGCUCCGAUCUUCGAGCACUUCAGCUCAACAUCGAAAAGAUGAACGCUGAGCUGACGGAACUAUCGACGAUCGUCAGCACCCAAGCAGAAACACUCUCACAGAAAACUUCAACAACUCCGGUGGAACUCGACGCUGACGUCGAGACCGACAGUGAGCAAUGGCUCGUGUAACUACAAUUAAUUUUGUUUCUAUUGGUCAAAACGCAACAUCCACUUCAACAUGCUACUUCCUUAAUGAUUGGCUAGAAUC
Molecule: messenger RNA, 1568 nt
Organism: Phytophthora nicotianae INRA-310
Lineage: Eukaryota; Oomycota; Peronosporomycetes; Peronosporales; Peronosporaceae
Exons: 3
Coding region: 77-1489 (470 amino acids)
Source: RefSeq, a predicted model, not a curated record